AUGCCAUUUGUAUGUGAUUGUAGAGCUUAUUUUUGUUUAGUCUUUGAGUUGCGCUCGUGCUCGCUUCUUUGCUUUCUUUGUAAAGGGCUGAUUGGCUCAACUGUUUUCACUCAGCUUUUGACUCUUGCGACUCGCCAAAGGUCCUCGCAGGCAGCCCCAUUGCCCACAAACGUUGCCCCGCUUGGGCUUUACAACCUCGGAAAGACGUGCUUCCUUAAUUGUAUUUUGCAGGUUUCUUUUCUAAACAAUCCGUGCCUUCAAAGAUUUUUUUUGUCUUCUGGACAUGCCUCCCAUGAAUUUUCAUUGAAAAAUGAAGCAAAGGUGCUUGAUUUGUGGACAAAUAUUUCCACAUUGACUGAGGAGAUUCAAUCGGAGUGCAUUGCCUGUUUAUUUGAUCUGCUUUUCCAAUCGUAUGCCAUUAACAGUGCCAGUUUAAGGCCUUCUUCUUCUUCCUCUUCUCCAAAACAGCCUGCCAUAAUAACAUCUCCAAUGGCGGUCCCAAUAUCGCCCACUUCUCUUCUUUGCUCUUUGUGGAACCUGACAGCCACAUGCUCUUCGUCCAUUUCUGCCGACAUAUAUGACGUACACCCUGGUCCGGACCUGACAGGCUACUUGCAACAAGAUGCCCAUGAGGCCUAUAUCUGUUUGCUAUCGCGGCUGCACUCUGCACUGUCUGUAAGAAACAAUUUUGUAAAAAAUGAUCCAUGCUCAUGCAUAAUCCAUGAUGUGUUUGGAGGAAAGCUAGCAUCCACCAUCUCAUGCCCCGCAUGUGGAUACUCCUCAACAACAUAUGACUCUUUUUUGGAUUUAUCUUUGGCCAUCUCUAUCCCCAGCUUAGGACCGCUAAGCCUAAUCAAGUCAAUUGAACACUUUUUAUCUCCAGAACACAUUGAUGAUUCUUGUCCAAACUACUCGCUCGGAAAGUGUUCUGGAUCCCCUAAAUUGGGGAGUGGAGGUCUUUUGAAAAGCUUCAAGCUCACCAAACUACCACAAACGCUUUGUCUGCAUUUAAAGCGAUUUGAGCACUCCAAAGAUAGUGCCAGAAAGAUCGAUACGCUCAUCAACUUUCCGUUACAAAUUGAUAUGAGGUCGUUUAUUGAUGAGCCAAUGGCCAAAAUAUACUAUGAAUAUUCACUCUUGGGUGUUAUUCUUCACUCUGGAAGCAUCAACUCCGGCCAUUAUACUUCUUUUGUUAGAGUUGGGGAGACAUGGUUCAAGGCUGAUGAUUCCUCCAUUACCCAGGUGAGUGUAGAAAGCAUUCACUCUUCAAACCCAUAUAUUCUCUUCUAUAUUCAACGUGCUCAUGACACAAGCGGGUAG
Messenger RNA from Mitosporidium daphniae, 1320 nucleotides. Its product is annotated as cysteine proteinase. Lineage: Eukaryota; Fungi; Microsporidia. The coding region runs from base 1 to 1320 and encodes 439 amino acids. The record is from RefSeq and is a predicted model, not a curated record. Gene Ontology annotation, cellular component: nucleus; cytosol. The transcript has 4 exons. Gene Ontology annotation, biological process: protein deubiquitination. Gene Ontology annotation, molecular function: cysteine-type endopeptidase activity; cysteine-type deubiquitinase activity.